ACCUAAAUGAGCAUUUAUUUUAAUUAAAAAUUAAAAAUUUAAAAAAAGUUUUUAAUGGUAAAUUCCAUAUCUGGAAAGCUCUCGAAAUCCCCAUCAUGGAGAGCCGCGACUCGCCGCCGUCGAUAGAUCUCCACCGCCCUUCCUCGCCGUCGUCGUCGGAGCUGAACAGUUUCGACCCGACCACUCCGGCCCGGAUCCGGGUUGAUUCCCGGCGGAAUUUGUCGCACACUCCCUCGCCGUGCCGGACCAUUUACGGCGAUCGCUUCAUCCCCAGCCGAUCUUCGUCCAAUUUCGCGCUAUUCAAUGUCUCCCUGCCUCCGCAUUCUUCGUCGCCGGAGGAUUCCGGCAAUGCGUACACCGCGCUGUUGCGGGCGGCGCUGUUCGGGCCUGAUCCGGGGGGGCUCUUGCCUCCCUUGACUCCCGAUGGCUCUGCCCGUAAUUCGUACUGUGCUCCUCCGAAUCGCAAUAUUUUCCGGUUCAAAACUGAAACUCGGAAAUCGAUGGAUUCUCUGUUCCCCUUCGCGUUUGACGGUGAUCAAUUUCCUGGGGUGAGUGCUAGCCCUGUCAAGGCUCCCAGGAAGGUUGCCAGAUCUCCCUUCAAGGUGCUGGAUGCACCUGCUUUGCAAGAUGAUUUUUACCUGAACCUUGUCGACUGGUCUUCCAAUAAUGUUUUAGCUGUGGGCUUGGGGAACUCUGUGUAUUUAUGGAACGCAUCUAGUGGCAAGGUAGUAAAGUUGUGCGAUUUGGGAGCUGAAGACAACGUUUCUUCAGUUGGAUGGGCAAGCCGCGGCACACAUCUUGCUGUUGGAACCAACGCCGGGAAAGUCCAGAUAUGGGAUGCUUCUCGGUGUAAGAGAAUAAGAACAAUGGAAGGACAUCGAUUACGAGUUGGAGCACUAGCAUGGAGUUCAUCUGUUUUGUCUUCAGGAAGCCGUGACAAGAGCAUUUUUCAUCGUGAUAUACGGGCUCAAAAUGAUCAUGUCAGUAAGCUAUCUGGUCACAAGUCAGAGGUAUGUGGAUUGAAGUGGUCAUAUGACAACCGGGAAUUGGCUUCAGGUGGAAAUGAUAACAGACUUUUUGUAUGGAACAACCACUCAACACAGCCUGUGCUGAAAUAUUGUGAGCACACUGCCGCUGUGAAGGCAAUUGCAUGGUCACCCCAUCUUCAUGGCCUUCUUGCUUCCGGUGGUGGAACAGCUGACCGAUGCAUUCGCUUUUGGAAUACUUCCACUAACACUCAUUUGAAUUCCAUUGACACUGGAAGCCAGGUCUGCAAUCUGGUAUGGUCUAAGAAUGUGAAUGAGUUGGUCAGCACACAUGGGUACUCCCAGAACCAAGUCAUAGUUUGGAGAUAUCCUACAAUGUCAAAGGUAGCAACCCUGACUGGGCACACAUAUAGGGUCCUCUACCUUGCCAUCUCCCCGGAUGGGCAGACUAUUGUGACAGGGGCGGGAGACGAAACACUUCGGUUCUGGAAUGUGUUUCCUUCCCUUAAAUCUCAGAACACAGAGGGUAACAUUGGAUCAUCUUGUCUGGGGAGAACCCAAAUCCGGUGAAAAAUUUUCCUCAACUUUCCCCAGAUAUGCAUGCACUAUUAUAGAGAAAAUUUUACAGGCAUACAGAGGUGAUGAUCUCUCUCGCCUUCGCCUUUUUUUUUUUGGCUCGACCCGAUUCGGAUCAGAAACAGGCAAAAACUGUAUACUGGGAGGAGAAGUUAUUAUCUUACCCCGGAAUAUUAUUUUUAUAUAUAUAUUUAUUAAAUUAAAUAUAUAAAGAUCAAUAACAUAUCCUCUCACAUUCUGUAAAAAAAAAAAAAAAUAGAGCUAGAAACACUUAUGGGUCUCUGUCAAAUAUCCAAAAUUUUCCACUGCUCAGUGCAAUUCUUUCCUAGGUUGUCUUUAUUUACUGCUGAUGACAAACAUUUGUGUAAUUUUUUUUUAUAUAACAAAUAAUGUCUUGGCUA
Messenger RNA from Cuscuta campestris, 1963 nucleotides. The record is from the annotation of a GenBank genome assembly. Lineage: Eukaryota; Viridiplantae; Streptophyta; Magnoliopsida; Solanales; Convolvulaceae.